AAGCACCGUUAUUGUGUGGCAGCUCACGGCAAACCAUCUCAGGAGAUAUGUUGCAGGCUAUUGUUCGAGCUGCCACAGCUCGAACACGAAAUUCAUUGAACCACCAUUACAUCGUCAUCCCUUCCACCACAAAGCUCACCAAUUCCUAUUUUUCUUCGAAAUCUAAAGCCCCCUCUUCAUCGAAGAACAAAUCCAAAGCGAAAUCGAAGAAAGAAACUUCUGCAAAGAUCGAUGAAGUCUCGACUGCUGCAGGUGAUGAUCUUGAUUCCGACCUACUCGACGAUGAUGGUCGCGCUCGCCACCUAGCCGAGGACGAGAAGGACAAGUCUCUCGAUGUUGGCCCCAAUGGAGGACCUCUCUUCACCAAUACAAAAUCGAUUUCUGAACUCACCAGAAAAGAUGCCUGUACAUACAUGAACUUCAGUAUGGAGGGCUUGAAUACAUUUUUACCAGAAGGAUUACCGACUGGGAUGACAAAAGAGUUUGAAGAGUCCAUGAGGAGUGCUUUGCUUGUUCGGCAGAGUUUCUUGGACCUUCGGGAUAAUUUCAGGCGCGCUGUUGAUCCGCCAAUGUGGCCCUCUGAGGGUAAAUGUCCAAAAGUUCGAAAGCAAAUUGUUUUAGAUGGUCCUGUUAGCUGUGGAAAAAGUACUGCACUUGCAAUGCUUGUUCACUGGGCACGUGAGGAAGGUUGGCUGGUCUUUUAUGUUCCAAAAGGAAAAGAGUGGACUCAUGGUGGGUUCUUUUAUAAAAACCCAGAAACUGGUCUUUGGGAUACACCAGUUCAGGCUGCAAAAAUCCUCCAGGAUUUUCUGAAAUGGAAUGAAUCUCGCUUACGAGAAUUACCUUGUCAAAUUUCUGAUCCUAUUCCGUUGGGAGAGGGUGCUGGUGUUGGCUGGAUGAAAGGAGUUGAUUCCAUGGCAAUGCCUGAAGGUUCUACAUUGUAUGACCUGAUUCAAACAGGUCUUACUUACACACAUGCAGCUGUUGGAGUGGUAGUUCGUUUGAGGAAAGAGUUAUCUCUUAUCAAAGAUAUUCCUGUACUUAUAGCAAUCGAUCAAUACAACAGCUGGUUUACAUUCAGUGAGUAUGGGGAGCCUGCAACUGUUCGUUCUUGGCGGCCCGUUCAUGCUAGAGAACUUGCAACGGUGAAUGCUUUUAGAACGAUGAUGCAUAAUGAUAUGAUGGUGGGGGCUUUCUCUCAUUCGACUGCAGUGGGAAAGCUACGUAAAGACCUACCAGAUGUUCCGCUAGAUGCUCGUGUCAACUUUCCUCGAUACAGCUUGGAUGAAGCUGCAACUGUCUGCCAUUACUAUCUUAGGCAAAGAUUGAUACGGCGUGAAGCAUUUUCAGAAGAGAAAUGGAAGAAGAUAUACUACUUGUCAAAUGGAAAUGGCUCAGAAAUGAGGUGGCUGGUUCCUUUUGUACGUUGACUGAUCCAAGGAGAUCCAGGUAGAAUGUGUUGAGACCUCAUUGUAUUCUUUUAUAUGAUCUUAUCUUGAGAAC
Molecule: messenger RNA, 1503 nt
Organism: Telopea speciosissima
Lineage: Eukaryota; Viridiplantae; Streptophyta; Magnoliopsida; Proteales; Proteaceae
Product: 28S ribosomal protein S29, mitochondrial
Exons: 7
Coding region: 48-1430 (460 amino acids)
Cellular component (GO): mitochondrial small ribosomal subunit
Molecular function (GO): structural constituent of ribosome
Source: RefSeq, a predicted model, not a curated record